AUGAUGCGGUUGUCGGAUCAGAUUUUGGGCUGUCCGAAUUGCGAUUAUAAGGCGCGCUCGUCUAAUAUGAGAAAGCACAUUGGUGCGGUACACGGGGAAGAAACAUUGAAGAAAUUUAAGGAAGCACUGGUGGCAAAGAAGGCAGCAAUUUCGGGGAGCAAAGUACAGAAAUGCGAGGUUUGCGCCCACAUUUGCCCGACGAUUGGGGGUAUGAAAACCCAUAUGAAAUUGCACAAGAGAAACGAAGCAGUGAAACCAGUGGACCCCUCUGAGGUGUCACUGUUUGAAGAGAGUGGAGAGAAGGAUGAGACGAAUGUGAUGCGUGAACCACCGAAGAAGAAAUUUCAUUGUGACGAUACCGUCUAUGACACAGUCAAUGUUUAUGGUCGUGUUACAAGACCCGCUUCCGAUGUCAACACUGUGAAGGAAAGAGAGAGAGACCGGGAGAUGAGAAUGAGAUGUCCAGUAGCUGGUUGUCUUGUGACUGUAGGAACUCGCUUAUCUCUCGUCGAACAUAUGGCAGCAAACCACGACUCUCGAUUUAACCUGGAAAAUGAUGAAUUUUAUGAUGAAAAAGCUCUGACGGUUUCUAGAAAACAGAAAGAUAACAUUAAAAAUAUGAAAUUGAUUAAGGAAUGGAUGGAUAUGAGACAAACGGAGAGCACGACUACUUUCAUCAAAAAGAAAACAGUACAGAGUGAAUCGGGCUCCACAACUUAUUAUCAUUGCCAGCACGAGGGUAAAUACGAUUCGAAAGGAACGUUGAGAUUUGGACAUGUAACGAAAAAAGAGACCGGCACCUCAUCUUGCCCAGCAUUUUUGAAAGUGUUUUCUAAUGCAGAGAAGCAAGUUUUCAAGGUGGUGGGAUGUUUUCAACAUCACGGGCACAAACAGGAGGUUGUCAAUCAGAAAUUAAAUGAAGAAGAUUUUGAAGUUUUGAAAAAGAUGAUGUUGGAUGGUUUCACAAAUAAACAAAUUUUACACAAACUAGUAAAGACUUACAACGAAAACCAUCGACUGUUCUUCUCGACUCCAGAUGACUUGUCUAAUCUUCGUAAGAGAGAGCUUCUCUUUCCCGGACGCCGUCAUGAUAAUGACUUAGAAUCGAUUCUUCUGCGCGUGAAUGAGAGCAAUGAUUCUGAUGGCAUCCGAUUGUACAAUCCACCUGAAAAUGCAUCUGGUGAAGGGUUUCGUUUGGUAAUUAUCACGCCUCAACAGAUAGAUCUCAUAAAGAAAUAUUCGCACCGUGGUAUCACAAUGGACGACACUCACCAUUGUACUACUUAUAGGCUGAAAUUGAGUACAAUGUUAGUAUGCGAUGGAUAUGACAGGGGAGUACCAGUUGCUUUCCUACUUUCUUUCUCCACAACUACGAUCGAUGUGGAAAAAAUGUUCGAAUGUGUGAAAGUUUUGUUUCCACAGUUUAAUCCUCAAUUCGUCAUGUCGGACGAAGCCUACGUGUUUUAUAAUGGAUUUUCCAACGUUUUCCCUGGAUCCCAUGCUCGAAAAGUAUUGUGCCGCUGGCAUAUUUUCAGAACUUGGAAAAAGAUGGCGAAGAAUACAUUGAAUGAGUCUUCUUUGCUGAAAUUAUUGCCGAAAUUACGAGAACUCCUAAGAGAGCCAGUGAAAGAGCACUUCAAUAGAAGAAUCACAGAAAUUCUGCAUUUCCUGGGGAGCUUGGAGGGAAAAAAAGGAGAGAUUUUUGCCGAUUAUUUCAGAUCUCGAUAUCUCGAUCGAGUCUCCGAAUGGUCCACCACCGAAAGAGAAGGAAUCAUCUUUCAUACAUCGAUGUACGCCGAGUCGUGGCAUUCCAUGCUGAAAAAAGAAAUUCUCGAUGGAAAGACAAAAAUUCGCGUUGAUACCUUAGUUAAUCAGCUCUACAACGCGGUAGAAUGGGUGGCUCGUAAACUGGCAAAGGGAAUUCCACGUUUGGCGAAAAAUCACAGACACUGUAGAACCGCAGCGCUCGAGCUUCGUCAUUACGUCGUCAUCGAAGAACAGGCUGAAUUCGAUGGAGAGCGGGCUUUCAGAGUUGGAAGAGUGGGUACAGACGUUGAGAAGAUGUACAUUGUAACUGAGAAACCAUCGUGCUUGUGUCUGAAAGAAGAAAACACGCAUUGUAGUUGCGGUGGUUGCGGUUACAGACAUCUGUGCACAUGUCUUAAUCAAGAAGCGGGUGUAUGCUGCAAGCAUAUCCAUAUGGCUCUCCGCACAAUUGAAUCAGAAGUUGAAGUUUUUGAAAUCGAUGGCUCCGACGUUAUGACUCGCACAUCAUCUCCAGAUCUCUCCGUUCCUCAUCGUCCCAUUAAUCCACCUCCGAAAUCGAUUCAGCCUGCUGCCACAACUGAAAAAGAUAAUGUUUUGCAGAAAUUAGAACAACUUAUUGGUGCUCACUCCACAUUGGAGGAGUAUCUUCGAAAGAAACUCGCCACUGACCCUGAUGGAGCUGCUUCAGAGAUUCAGAAUGCCCUCGACGCCGUCCUCCCUCUCCUUCCAUCCAAUCAGCCAGCUCUCCCUCUUCGUAGACACGCUUCGCAUUCGUUGACUGCUCGUCAAACAAUGAAUGAGCACUUAAAGCUAGAGGUUUAUUAUUUCUUAGAUUACUAUUAA
This is a messenger RNA of Caenorhabditis remanei, 2610 nucleotides long. RefSeq lists its product as uncharacterized. The coding region runs from base 1 to 2610 and encodes 869 amino acids. The transcript has 12 exons. The record is from RefSeq and is a predicted model, not a curated record. Lineage: Eukaryota; Metazoa; Nematoda; Chromadorea; Rhabditida; Rhabditidae.